CCCUUUACUCCAAUUGCUGGUCCGACACUUCUCUGUGUUUUUCUUCUUCUUUUUCCUAGCAAAAUUCUAUAAAUUAACAGGUUCUCUGUCUGUUUCCUUACAAAAGAAGAUCUCGCUUCACUUCGAGCGAUCUUCCUUCUCCUACGAAAAAAAAAACAACAGAAGAAACAGUUCUCCUUCUCGAUGGCCGAAGCAGAAACUGCAAAACGCGUGGUGAUAGCGAAGCCGUAUUCGUUGGGAGAUGAAAAAGACUCUGAAUACACGGCUCCUAACUUCCUCCGUCGGAUUCUAAGCCUCUUCAAGAACGUACGCCCCGGCUCCGACCUCUCUCACUUUCAGGUGAAGAUGCCACCUCCUUUGAAUCUACCAAAGUCGCAGCUCCAAUGUUACGGGGAGUUAGUGUACAGCUUCGGCGGCCAAGAUUUGCUGGGCAUGUGUAACCACGGAGAUAGACCGAUCCAACGGCUGAAACGCGUGCUGACGUGGAACAUCUCCACCAUCCGACCGUUGAUCUUCGGCAUGGCUCCUUACAACCCUCUCCUCGGCGAAACUCACCACGUCUCCCAUGCACAUAUCCACGUCAUCCUCGAGCAAGUGUCGCAUCAUCCACCGGUAUCUGCACUCCACGCUUUUCACGAGAAAGAGAACAUUGAAAUGAUUUGGUGUCAAUACGUUAACCCAAAAUUUCGUGGAGCCUAUGUGGAGGCUGAGGUGAAGGGUAAAAGGACAAUGAAGCUGUUGAAUAGAGGAGAGACUUACGAGAUGAGCAGUCCAAAGCCUCUUAUGAGAAUCCUGCCUGUGCCUGGUGCUUACUGGACCGGACACACCCACGUCAAGUGCUCCGAGACCGGUCUCGAGGCUCAGUUACAUUUUCCGACCGAUUCCUUCUUCGGGUUUAGAGGAAACAAUCGAUCCAUUAAGGGCAAAAUCUUCGAAUCUCGUUCCGGGAAAACACUGUACGAGGUUUACGGCUACUGGGACAAGACGGUGAAGGCAAGGGAUAUGAAAACAGGAGAGGAGGAGGUCAUAUACAAUGCCAAGGAUAACAUCUCAGCAAUCGCAACUCCCAUCGUCCAGAACUUAAAGGAGGUGAAGGAGAGCGAGUCGACAUUGGUGUGGAGCAAAGUGAGCGAGGCGAUAAUGGCGAAGGACUGGGAGAGAGCAGUGGUCGCGAAGAGGGCCGUGGAGGAUAGACAGAGGGAGUCCGCGAGGGAAAGAGAGGCAUCGGCCAAGACCUGGACUCCUCAGCACUUCUCGGUGAGCUGUAACGGCAACGAUUGGGAUUGCUCCCCUCUCGACACCACCGUCCCUCCGGCUCCCAUCGUCCUGACCUGACUCACCAGGCAAAUGGCUCAUGUACACAAAAUUCACGCAAUAUCGUGCAUGCGUAUAUCUGUGGCUUAUCAUUUUAAACAGGGGCGGGCAAAGUUACCCGUAUCCACGGAUAACCAACUUGCAGAAUCCGAUUUUAGAACA
Tarenaya hassleriana is the source of this 1476-nucleotide messenger RNA. Its product is annotated as oxysterol-binding protein-related protein 4B-like. Bases 184 to 1335 code for a protein of 383 amino acids. Gene Ontology annotation, molecular function: sterol binding. The record is from RefSeq and is a predicted model, not a curated record. Gene Ontology annotation, cellular component: membrane; intracellular membrane-bounded organelle; cytosol. Lineage: Eukaryota; Viridiplantae; Streptophyta; Magnoliopsida; Brassicales; Cleomaceae. The transcript has 7 exons.